UUUUCAGUCUUGUUUUAGCGGUUGAGCGAGUGUGAACGGCGAAGCAAAUACGCAGAAUUUGGUUCUGAUGUGCGAAGAAGAAAACUGAGGAAAGAGAUCAAGUUGAAGAAGAAUAUUUCUUUCAACCUCAUUUUAACAAGUUUAAUCUUCUUUAUUCGCUCCGAUGAUGGACGAUCUUACAAAGAAUAUCAUAUUUACUACAAAUACAAUAAAUGCCAAUGGCCAGCCGACUACAAUACAGUAUCAAACAGCUGAUGGCACAAUAUUGAAGCAGCCAAAAAUAGAAGGGCAGAAAGCAGAACAGCCAACAUUUUAUUACACCACUACUAAUGGAGGCCCUGCAACCACCGUAAAUCUGGCCCAACUAACCACCGACGACAACAAAACAUGUUACAUUGCCCAGCCUGUUGGUGGCUAUAACUACGCGCUGGUGAAUGGUAUGCAGCUUAACCAGGGCGGUACCAUCGGCAUAGCCACUUUGGAUGCACAAGGACGUUUGCAGAUAGUCAAUCAAAAUAAACCCAUUGCUGCUUCUUUGCAGACCAUUUCACCUAUUCAGAACACCAUAUCCAAUAUCAGUUUCAAAUGUGAUGUGUGCGGUUUAAUGUUUUCACACUUGGCAUUGUUGAAUCACCAUAAACGUAUACAUACGCAGGAUGGUAGUGAUCAGCAACAGCAGCAACAAACGCAACCAGAAACGAUAGUUGUGAACGCACAGGGAUUAGUGCAGACGCAAAACAUAAUAACAGAAAAUGGGCAAAUGGGACAGAUACAAAUUGUGGCGACCGAAGCGUUGGAGCCCGCCACAACCGUCUUACAGCAACAGCAACAACAACAACAGCAGCAUAAUAAUACUGUUACCAAUGUUACAGCACAGAAUUCAGGUGGUGAAGUAGCCGUGAGUUCUGGAAGCAUCGCGGGUUUAAAAUCGGUGAAGCUCACACAAUCCAAAUGUAUUACAUGUGGCAAUCAAAUGUUGCAACCUGCUAAACGCAAAGGUCCGAAGUUGGUGCGUUGUGAAGAUUGUAUACGUUCAGACCAAGAGAUCUCCACACAACAAGGAAUCUCACCCACACAAAUAUUCGUUGCACAAGAUGGUGAGAUAAAAUGCGAAAUAAAUGAAUUUGUAGGCGGUGGUAGUACGGACUCUUCCCCAAUGGAUUCGCUCACAUCGCAAAGUGGUAUGUUGACGCAUCACCAGUUACAUCCAGUGCAGGUUGUGUCGGGGAGUCCAGAGUCUCAACAAAGCUCCCAACAACCAAAUAUAGCGCCGAAGCAAGAGCAAACAAGUGGCCAAUCUACUGCGGUCAGUAAUCACCCAGUGAAGAAACGGAAUCAACAACAGGUGACAAAGUGUCAAAAGUGCAAUGGAUCUGGUGUAGUGUUUGUGGGUACAGGUACGCCGGCGACUAAGCAGCAGGCUGUUAAUGCAAAAACAGAAAAUCCCAAACCAUUCACAUGCAACAUUUGCGGAGGCACAUUUUCACGUUAUUCGAGUUUGUGGUCACACAAGAAAUUACAUAGCGGAGAAAAGAAUUAUAAGUGCACCAUUUGCGGAUUGGCUUUUGCUAAAGCCGUGUAUUUGAAAAAUCACGCAAGGAUACACACCGGUGAAAAGCCGUACAAAUGUCAAACCUGCGGCAUGCAGUUUUCACAAUCACCACAUCUCAAGAAUCACGAACGUACACACAGUGGCGAAAGGCCAUACGUGUGUGAAGUGUGCGACAAAGGCUUCGCGCGCCACGCUACACUGUGGAAUCAUCGGCGCAUACACACGGGUGAGAAACCGUACAAGUGUGAAAUUUGCGGCUCGGCAUUUUCACAGGCGGCACAUUUGAAGAAUCACGCCAAGGUGCAUUCCGGCGAGAAACCAUUCCGUUGCGACAUCUGUUCGGCGGCGUUUGCUGACCGAUUUGCGUUAAAGCGGCAUAGAGGCAUUCAUCUUAAAUAUGGACAAACUGCACCGCGGCAACCAGCGCAAUCACAACAGCAACAGUCCACAGAUGGCCAAACUGUAAUGAUACACAAACAGGAAAUGCCCGAAAUGGAGGAUGACGCGCAACAUGAAGUUAUCAUAUCAGGCUUAUAGACAAAAGCGGCAACAGCAACAGUUGCCACAAACGCAAUUAUUGCUGCGCAGAGGUAUCAAUUGCAUACGAGCAUUACUUCAACAACCCCUACACUUACGGCGACAACGACGGCGAAUACGACGCUGACAGCAGGACAUCAACAGCAAUCACCACCAAACAUGCAGCAACAAACAACAAUUACACUACCACCAACAGCACAACCGCAGCAACAAAGCGCAGUGGGUGGUGCUGCAAC
Messenger RNA from Anastrepha ludens (Mexican fruit fly), 2325 nucleotides. RefSeq names its product zinc finger protein 226 (gene Clamp). Gene Ontology annotation, cellular component: nucleus. The coding region runs from base 164 to 2089 and encodes 641 amino acids. The transcript has 7 exons. NCBI's taxonomy places the organism in Eukaryota, Metazoa, Arthropoda, Insecta, Diptera, Tephritidae. The record is from RefSeq and is a predicted model, not a curated record.